This is a messenger RNA of Vitis riparia (riverbank grape), 976 nucleotides long. Its product is annotated as 60S ribosomal protein L11-1-like. The coding region runs from base 107 to 655 and encodes 182 amino acids. The record is from RefSeq and is a predicted model, not a curated record. Gene Ontology annotation, molecular function: structural constituent of ribosome; RNA binding. Gene Ontology annotation, biological process: translation. NCBI's taxonomy places the organism in Eukaryota, Viridiplantae, Streptophyta, Magnoliopsida, Vitales, Vitaceae. The transcript has 5 exons. Gene Ontology annotation, cellular component: cytosolic large ribosomal subunit; ribosome.
GAAAAAUAAAACCCUAGCGCCUUAGCUCCCAUAUAAUACCCUACUUCAGACCCGCAGUCCGCCUCAGUAUCGGUCCUGUGGCUUCUCACCUCAAUCCUAACUCCAAAUGGCUUCGGAGAGGAAACUGGCGAACCCAAUGAGGGACAUCAAAGUCCAGAAGCUCGUCCUCAACAUCUCCGUCGGUGAAAGCGGCGAUCGCCUCACCAGGGCUGCUAAGGUUUUGGAACAGUUGAGUGGCCAAAGUCCUGUGUUCUCAAAGGCAAGAUAUACCGUCCGGUCCUUUGCGAUCAGGCGUAAUGAGAAGAUUGCUUGCUAUGUCACUGUCAGGGGUGAAAAGGCAAUGCAGCUUCUUGAGAGUGGGUUGAAGGUUAAGGAAUAUGAGCUCUUGAGGAGGAACUUUAGUGAUACUGGUUGCUUUGGUUUUGGUAUUCAAGAGCACAUUGAUCUUGGAAUCAAGUAUGACCCUUCAACUGGUAUCUAUGGCAUGGACUUCUAUGUUGUUUUAGAACGCCCAGGGUAUCGUGUAGGUCGUCGCCGAAGAUGCAAGGCCCGUGUUGGACUCCACCACAGAGUUACUAAGGAUGAUGCAAUGAAGUGGUUCCAGGUCAAAUAUGAGGGAGUGAUCCUUAAUAAGGCCCAAAACAUUGUAGGUUAAUAGAGAGAUCCUUUACAUCCAUGAGCAUGUGUGUUGCUUCUUUUUAUUGGUGUCUGCAGGGUAGGCAUCAUAUCUUUAAUUAGAUGGGAUUUAUGAGUUGCUAGGACUAGAAAAUACCACUUGUGGUGGUUUUCAAUUUUCUUUUUUAUUAUUUUUUGUGGUUUUAAUUCUAGUUGCUUUUAGUAAUAGAUAAUAUGCUGGUUUGUGGCAUUUGAUACCGUUAUUUUGCUUUACACAGCUGUGCUCAUAAAUUAUCUUAAGGUUCUGUAAUGUUGGGGACCUACCCCUGGUUUGUCUUUGCAUCGUUAGCUUUAUAAUCAA